AUGCCGAUCGCAGUCUCUCCCGAGCGUCCCCCGACAGGCGUUACGCGAUUGACUGGUGGCCGCCUAGUCAAGGGCAACAGACUGGUCCAAGAAGACCUGUGGAUAUCAUCCGUAACCGGCAAGAUCUUACACAGCCAAGAAGUCUUCUACGAGCACCAUGUGGUCCCCGACGAAGUCAUUGAUUUGGAGGGAAAGAUUCUGGCGCCGGGAUUCAUUGACGUGCAAUUCAACGGCGCCUUCGGAUACGACUUUUCCACGAUCCCAGAAGACAUGACUGAGUACGCCAAAGGCCUGAAGCGGCUGAACAGACAUUUGGUCAGAACGGGCGUCACGAGCUAUCUGCCUACGAUACCAAGCCAGAAGCCUGAGGUAUAUCACAAGGCGCUGCCGUACCUCGCGCCAAGUGGUGCCAGCAGAAAUGCGCUGGAAGGCUCCGAGAGCUUGGGCGCGCACUGCGAAGGACCGUUCAUCUCACGGACGAAGAACGGCAUUCACAACCUGGAAGUGCUGCAAGAAGCACCGAAUGGGUUCACUGAUUUUGAAUCCUGCUAUGGUGCGGAAAACCUGACCCAGGACAGCAGAUCGCCCAUCACAAUGAUCACAGCGGGCCCUGAAGUUCCGGGCGUCGACUCACUCAUCCCAGAAGUCACCAGGCGUGGCAUUGUGUUCUCCAUUGGACACACCGAAGCAACAUACGAGGAAGCAACCGCGGCGAUUCAAAAUGGUGCCACUAUGGUGACACACCUGUUCAACGCAAUGCGACCAUUGCACCACCGCAAUCCUGGUGUUUUUGGUGUCUUGGGCAAAGCGGAAGAGAACCAACGUCCCUACUUUGGAAUCAUCUCAGAUGGAAUCCAUCUCCAUCCAACGACUGUAAACAUCGCCUGGAAUGCGCACCCAGACGGCUUCAUCCUGGUCACUGAUGCGAUGAAGACGGUCGGACAACCCGACGGCGUGUACGACUGGACAAAUGGCGACCGAUUUGUGAAGAAAGGUUCUCUACUUACUCUAGAGGGCACUGACAAGAUUGCCGGUUCUUCCGCAAGUUUGAUCGAGUGUGUCAGCAAUUUCUGGACUUGGAGCCAUGCCCCCAUCCCUGAUGUUAUCAAGGCAGUCACCUUCACGCCUGCGAAAAUGCUAGGGCUUGAAAGGAUGAAGGGCACACUUGAUGCGGACGCGGACGCGGACCUCUUGGUGCUGGAUGCACGAGAAGAAGCCGACGGCAAACGAGUCUUCGAUGUGGAACGGGUCUGGAAAUUUGGGGUCAUGGUGCACGACAAGAAUAAUGAGGCUCACGGUGUAUAA
Molecule: messenger RNA, 1305 nt
Organism: Lecanosticta acicola
Lineage: Eukaryota; Fungi; Ascomycota; Dothideomycetes; Mycosphaerellales; Mycosphaerellaceae
Source: the annotation of a GenBank genome assembly